Messenger RNA from Nothobranchius furzeri (turquoise killifish), 5673 nucleotides. NCBI's taxonomy places the organism in Eukaryota, Metazoa, Chordata, Actinopteri, Cyprinodontiformes, Nothobranchiidae. The record is from RefSeq and is a predicted model, not a curated record.
GGAUGAGAGUAGAGGAGGAGGGGAGAUUCAUCCAGUGAGACAGAAGUUUCGGCUCUGCGCUUCACACACAGCAAAGGAUAGAGGAUAAAACACACACACACAGAUACAAUGCUGCCUCAAUCAAGUGUUCUGAUUGGCUUGCUGUGCCUGGGUUACGCAGGCUGCGUAUGGGGUUUCGCCCGUCUGCUGGACAAUGCAGAGCUACGCUCAGCUUUCUCAGUUGCUCGCACUAACAGCAUGGAAGGUGGACCAAAGAUGACAGUGACCUUUGACUCUGUGUACGUCAAUAUCGGUGGGGACUUUGAUGCUAAGGCAGGUUUGUUUCGCUGUCGGAUCCCUGGGGCCUACUACUUCUCCUUCACAGUGGGCAAGUUUCCCCACAAAGACCUGUCUGUGAUGCUGAUGAAGAACAGGAAUGAGGUGCAGGCCAUCGUAUAUGAGGAAAACGCCGGAGAGGAGAGGAAGGUGCAGAGCCAGAGCGUCAUGCUGCAGCUGGAGUUUGGUGACACCAUCUGGCUUCGUCUCCAUGGCGACCCUCGCUAUGCGCUCUACAGCAACACUGGGCACUAUACCACCUUCAACGGUUACCUCAUCUACCCCGACACCUAUGGCUACCAGAUGCACCACCACCAGCACCAUCCCACUUCUGACUCCCAGCAGCAGGAGAACCUCCAUCUGCAGGCCACGGAGCAUAUCAAGAGCAACGCGCGAGACAUAACAGUGGAGAAGGAGCUUUCUCACAAGAAAGAAGAAGAGAAAGAGGAGGAGGAGGAUGAAGAGGAUGAUAGAAGAUCUGCCUUCUCAGUGGGGCGCACCCAAAGUAUUCUGGGAGUAGAUCAGGUGGGCAUGCCCCAGCACCGACCAGUCAGCUUCAACACGGCUUUCGUCAACAUUGGAGAGGACUUUAAUGUGACAGAGGGAUUGUUCACGUGCCGCAUUCCUGGGGCGUACUACUUCUCCUUCAACGUGGGCAAGCUGCCCCAGAAGACGCUGUCCGUCAAGCUGAUGAAGAACCAUCUGGAGGUGCAGGCGAUGAUAUACGACGACAGCCAGGGUGAGAAAGCCCUGCAGAGUCAGAGCCUGAUGAUGGCACUGAAAUCAGGGGACACAGUCUGGCUCUACUCCCAUCAGAGGGAUGGAUUCGGAGCCUACAGCAACCACGCCAAGUACAUCACCUUCACUGGCUUCUUGGUUUACCCAGACAUCACCCCCUCCUCCCCCACCAGUGCCACAACCAGCCAAUCACAAGCUGACAAGAGGCCCUAACUGCAGCACCUCGGUGAGGGACUGAACAUUGUGAGAGGGGUUCAUAUAAAGCCUGAGAGUCCACAGAGCAUAUUGGAUAUCUGAGUUAAAAUAGGCAUGAAUGCUGCUCUAUGGCUGCUUCUCUCUUCAUAUGAAUUUACUCUCAGAGUCACACGGACUUCAGACUGAGCAAGGCACCUAGAAUAAAAUCUCAUCUGCUUCCCAGGACACGACUCACGUAAAUGCGAAUAUUUCACUCCAAAAUGAAAACUCCAUCAUUAUGAGCUAACCUUUGUGUCGGUCCAUCCUUCAGCCAGAGCCAAAGGUUUUAUACUUAGAGGUCUUCUUUACAGCUCACAAAGCCCACUCAGUGUUCGCUGUUGGUGCACCAUGAUCAGAGCGUUUCCUGAUCAGACGGCUGCUCUUUGAGCCCACUCACAAACAUCCGCCGGUGCUGCACCGGCAGAAGGAAAAGAAAACAAACAGAUUUUAAAUACCAACUGAGGUCUCACUAAUGACACGUCUUUAAGCAGAGCUGAAAAUUCUCCAGCCUACAAAACCUCAGACCAAAAAGCAUGAAACUCUAAAGGCUGAAUGUACUUAUAGAUUUGCUGUGGUAACAAAUUAGCAAGAUACUAAACCACAUUUUGUCUUACGACACGUCUACAUUAAACAUAGUUUAAUUAAAACAUGUACGUAGUCGCUGUAAUAACAAUGUUUAUUAACAUAGAGCAUUUGUUUAUACUUUACUUGACUAAUAAAUACUUAUAUCUCCUUACAACUAAUCCCAACCUCAAAGGGAUAGAUCAGAUUAUUUGAAGUGGGAUUAUGCGGAGUCAAUCUGAGCAGUCAGUAUCUUACCUGCAGUCAGAGUGUAGUAGCCAAGCUAACAGCUAACGCAAAGCAGGAAUAAGUGAAGAAUAAAUGUCAUCAUUUAAACACUGAAACCCAAAAGCAGCCCUGAGCAGGAGGUGCUCUACCGUGUCUGCAGGAGCAGCAAAGUGUUAACCCAUCAUUCACUUUGCCAGACUAACGAUCAAUUCAACGUUUGCUAAACUACUACAGGCUUGGUCACAUCUAGUUGAAUGAACAGGCCUCUCAAUAGCUACCGGAUUUUCCGGAGUAUAAGUCGCACCAGCCAUAAAAUGUAUAAUGAAGACGAAAAAAACAUUUAUUAGUCGCACUGGACUAUAAGUCGCAUUUUGGGGGGAAAUUUGAUCAUUUUUCUUACAAAAUCUGAGACCAAGUGUUUCACAUUGCAAGACAAGUACCGGUAACUGUAACAGAAUAAUCAAUCAGGCAGCAGCAGCGCGCCACGGUCUCCAGCAGAGGAUGGCGGUGUUUCAAACCCUCCCAGCAGGCGGGGAGAGCGCCUGCAGCACCCCGCCACAGGCUGCAGCAGGUGAUGGCGAUGUUUGAAACUCUCCCAGCGGGGCAGAGGAGCUGAAACCUGGACCGGAGGCGGCCCACAGCAGUGCGGUAUACAUAAUUUGGUACAUAAGUCACUUUGGUAUAUAAGUCGCAGGACCAGACUAUGAAAAAAAGUGUGACUUUUAGUCCGGAAAAUACGGUACUCUUGACCACUUCCCAGAUGACAGCCUCAGACUGCAGUGGAUUUUUGCAACAUGUAGCAUCAGCAGCCACUGAUCAGUUUAGAACAAGAAGGGAUUUUAAAUAGAAAUUAGACCAACUAGAACAACAGCCUCAAGCCAAAAAUGUUGAUAUGAGAAAUUGCUUUUGUUCAAACUGCCCUAGAGGUUUGGAGUUUGCUUUGUUUUCUUUAGCAGAAAUCUGCUCUGCUGGGAUUAGCAGUUAGCUUGGUUACCCUUGAUUAUCCAAACUGGGAUCACGCUGAACAAUUUCAGUUUAAAGAAGAUGAAACUGCGUUUCUAAUCCAGGCUUUCCACCAGAUGUGUUAGACACACGUAGACGCGUUUUCACCGUGACCUCAAGUGCUCCCUAAGUUACUGGGAGCACUUCAGACGCACAUUGUGAAUGCCUUCAGCUGGUCCUGCAAGAUCACACAAGCAUAAUCAUUAUAUCAUUUGCACAUGUCUUUUAUUUUGAAAUUUGGCAAUUGCUUAACUCUGCUCCUUUGUUUGAUUUCCUGUCUGGCCCAAUCUGACCUGCUGAGAUUUACAUGUAGCACGUAAAAAACGUAGACCUGGCCCGUAUUUAGCAGAGCAGCACCACAUAACACUUUGUGCCCAGUGGAAACAAACAACUUCAACUGUGGCUAUGGCUACGAUUUGCGCUUCGCAGACAUUAUGUAACACUUAACAUCUGAUGAAAAGUCGAGAUGAGUGUUAAUGUUUGUUGUAAUUAAAAAGUUAAAGUGAUACACAUAUGGGUCUAUAACAUUUGCAUUUUUUCAGCAUGUAGCUCUGGUUACCUCUGGUUAUUUGUCAAUAACACUAGAUGCUACUUUAGAAAAUGUGAUUUGCAUAGAAAGCACAAGUAAAAAUCUGGAUUAAUGGCUCCAAAGGAGACUGAGAACGGUCAAGUUGGACCUGAAAACAGCAGCAAAAACAUAUAAGUGAUUUUGUGUCAGAUAAAUGUAAUAAGAGUACCAGUGUAAAUGUUAAGUGUAUAAUGAAAUAAUUAUAAACAUGAGUAAAUGUUGCACCACCGUGGACAUAAACGGUAGUUUAUUCAUGUGCAGUGGGGUCUGUAAUUUGAAGCAUGUUGACCUGAUUCACAGCAUCAGGCUGCUGGUUGAUAAUCACAAAUUUUUCAUUCUCUAGUGAAAUAUUCCUCAGUGCUGGUGUUUUCUUUGUCCUGUAAGAAGUGAUUCCCUUUGUUGGGUCUGUAGAGGCAUGUAAACAAUGUGAACUGUGUUCUUGUUUCAAAAAGAGUCUCUUCCUUUGUCUUUUGGGAGUUUGGCAGCAAGAGAGGCGAACGAGGGGACAGAGCCCACACAGGUUUUUGUGCAGAUUGCGUGUCCUAACAGCGGUGACCAUGCCAACAGUGAGCCUGCAGGGAUCUGGACCAUAAUGUGGUUGCUAAUUCUAACUGCAUUUAUUUCAUGUCUUCAGAUGGUGACCAAUGUGUGGAAAAUUGAAUCGCUUCACCUGCGCUGCUGUAACAAGCGUGUCUGUUAAAUUUUAUGGCGUCUGGGGAAAGAUGAUACAGUUCAAAAUGUCAUGCGCCUCUUUUUUAUUCUCUGUUGGAGGGCCGGAGGAACUUGAGUUUGAUUCAACAUUUUGAUGUUUUAUCACAGACGAUUGGCUUCAAGUCAGGUAAACAAACAUCCACAAAAUGUUAUAUUAUGAAAUAAAGUCUGAACUAAAUAGGUAGUGAAAAAUAAAAUCCUGAUUUAGAAAUUGAUUUGGUGCGGCUCAGUUUGUGGCGUAACUUUGUUUUGUAGAAAGAUUCUCACAUGAAAAAAUGAUGUUUCUCAUCAGGCAGAAUGUUAAAAUGAGGAAAUGGAAGUUAAAAAUGAGAAGAAAAUCAAAGAAACAGACUAAAAAUCAAAAGAAGGUUUUAAAAUGUUUGAAAAAUUAAAACAAAACCUCAUUUCCAACUAGAACCCAUGGUAUGAGAGGCAGAUUUGCUUUUAGGAAACCAUAGAAAUCAUCGUUUUUAUCAAAGCAAGCAUUUGAAUUUGACUUUUGUUAGUUUCUUUAAAAUACUUGAAAAUCUCCAAAUGCUAAAACCUAAAAUGAGCUAAAAACUUUCCUGAGGGGAGGAGUUCAUUCAGCCAUUGCUUCACUGUGAGGAAAAUAAAAAUCAGACCCUCCCCUGCUGCAGUGACGUCUACAAAGAAUCUAAAUUCUUGUCCAUUUCUCGCCACUCUUAGCUUGUCAGUGAGCCUUGCAGCAGAUAGCAGGUGUUUGGUCACAGUCUAAAUCCUGGAAGUUCUUGCCUUGGUGUGUUGGACCUAUGAUGGCUUCAGAAAUUAGAGUUUGUUCUACAAAAAUGUAAAAAAGAGAACUGCACAGAAUGCAUGGUGAGUGCAACAACAUGAGUGUAUUUGUUAAGACUCUCAGAGACCUGUGUUAUGCAUGCAAUAAAAAUAGUCUUCUAAAAAACGACUUUAUGAUUCCUGAGCAACAUCAAAGGCGAGGUACGUGUUGACUGUGUUUUAAUUGACUUAUCUGUAAAAAUCUUAAAAUGUGUUUUUAGUUAUUGUUUCUGUUUUUAAUGAACUUGAUCAAAGAUUAUGUAUUUCAAAGAAUUUCAUAUUCAAAUAAGGCUAAAAAUGUGGUUCAGGUUUGAGUGGUUGUUUUAAAAUAAAAUAAAAAUUUCAACUUUUCUUCAAACAAAUUCAAACCUGCUGGUAGAAAAUACCGAAAAUCUUUUUGACCGGCGUUGUUUUCUGUCGUCUGGCAAAAGAUGAUUUUUGUUUUACAUGUUUUAAUUUAUUUUUUCAUGUAAAGUGAAUGAAAACAUAUUAAUAUUUAACAAAAUAAAAUAACAUCUAUUACA